Molecule: messenger RNA, 1188 nt
Organism: Carlito syrichta (Philippine tarsier)
Lineage: Eukaryota; Metazoa; Chordata; Mammalia; Primates; Tarsiidae
Product: protein FAM50A-like
Exons: 1
Coding region: 5-1024 (339 amino acids)
Biological process (GO): chromatin organization
Cellular component (GO): nucleus
Source: RefSeq, a predicted model, not a curated record
CGCCAUGGCUCACUACAAGGGCGCCGCGAGCGAGGCCGGCCGCGCCCUGCAUCUGAUGAAGAAGCGGGAGAAGCAGCGCGAGCAGUUGGAGCGGAUGAAGCAGAGGAUCGCGGAGGAAAACAUCCUGAAGUCCAGCAUCGACAAGAAGUUCUCAGCGCACUGCGAUGCCGUGGAGGCAGAGCUCCAGUCCAGCCCCGUGGGUCUCGUGACGCUCCACGACAUGAAGGCCAGGCAGGAGGCGCUGGUGAGGGCGCGGGAGAGGCAGCGGGCCCAGAAGGCGCAGUCGAGGGAGCUGCCGCCGAGGCUGGAAAAGCCGCGGGAGAAGGAGCGCAAGAAGCAGGCCAAGCGGGAGCUCUCCAGCCUGUCCUUCACCCUGGCGGAGGAAGAGGAGGGAGGCGAAGAGGAGGCGGCGGCAGCCAUGUCUGCCGAGGAGCUGGAAAGGGAAGAGAUCGCCACGAAGAAGAGGAAACUGGGGAAGAACCCAGAUGUGGACACCAGCUUUCUGCCUGACCGGGACCGGGAGGAGGAGGAGAAUCGGCUCCGGGAAGAGCUGCGGCAGGAGUGGGAAGCCAAGCAGGAGCAAAUCAAGAGUGAGGCGAUCGAGGUCACCUUUAGCUUUUGGGAUGGCUCUGGGCACCGGCGGACGGUCAAGAUGAGGAAGGGCAGCACCGUGCAGCAGUUCCUGCAGAAGGCGCUGGAAACCCUUCGGAAAGACUUCGGCGAGCUCAGGUCCGCAGGGGUGGAACAGCUCAUGUACAUCAAGGAGGACGUAAUCAUCCCCCACCAUCACAGCUUCUACGACUUCAUCGUCACCAAGGCGCGGGGCAGGAGCGGGCCGCUCUUCAGCUUUGACGUUCACGAGGACGUGCGACUGCUCAGCGAUGCCACCGUGGAGAAGGACGAGUCGCACGCGGGCAAGGUGGUGCUCAGGAGCUGGUAUGAGAAGAACAAGCACGUCUUCCCGGCCAGCCGCUGGGAGCCCUACGACCCGGAGAAGAAGUGGGACAAGUAUACGAUCCGCUGAACCUCGGGAGGCGGUGCGACUGCAGCUCUCCGGCUCACCUGGCACUCCGGGGCGUCCCCGGGACUCCAGACACCCUCCGACCCGCCCCGCGCACCAGAAGGACAGUGGCUGCCAGACUCCUGCUCCUCGCACUGCUUUUUUCUUUCACAAUAAAGAAGCUGGAA